Molecule: messenger RNA, 323 nt
Organism: Staurois parvus
Lineage: Eukaryota; Metazoa; Chordata; Amphibia; Anura; Ranidae
Source: the annotation of a GenBank genome assembly
UCAUAUUAGUGCAGAACACUGUACCUUUAAUUUAAAUGCCCUUGGAGUCUGCUGGGGAAGAGAAAUAAUACUGUCAGUCAGUAUGACAUGCAGAUGAGUGCCGUCGAUCUUAGAAUCACCGCACACUUCACUCAUUUGGGCAGUCACGGGGCCAAAACCACAGUGUGGAGCCACAGUGUGGCGGUGGAGGCAGCAGCAAUGGGGCCAUACAGCACCCUAUGACAAAAAUGGAACCCACCAGCAGUGUGAGGAGACCUGAAAGUGGCACAUGGCAGAGUGUGGCGAUGGAGACAGCAGCAAUGGGAGGCCGUACAGGGACCCAU